CACCUUGAUGUACAGGAUUUGCUGUCUUAUCGUGCUGAUUGUGUCAUGUGAGAUAAUAGGUAUCAAAAGAGAUUAAGCAAAAAUAAAAAUAAUCACACUUUGAAAAAGUCCAAAAAAAAUGUUCUAUUAAAAAUCUGUACACAAUUAUAUUCGUUAGUACGAUCGAGUAGAUUAUUCGUGAAUGGUACCUACCUAGUUACCUACAUCAUACCUGAAUUUAUAUCUAUAAAUAACUAUAGACUUCAAUUUUGUAAAUAAUAUGACUGAUUCACAGCUAUUGAUCAUUCCCUAAAUGGUUUAUUUAAUUAAUUUUCAACAAUUUUCGAGAUAAUUUGCGAACUUUCAAUUCAAAGUUGAUAAUUAAAUUCUCGUGUAUCACUUUAACGUAAUAUUUCAACCUAAUCAAAGUACCUCUACCUACUACAUCAUCAUAUCAGUUUUAUGCGCAAAAACAGACCAAAUAAAAUAAUUCAACUGAGUAAUAUGAAACUGUAUUGUCACACCUUUUUGUUGAUUUUUUUAAUAUCAUCAGCUUCGCAGAAGAGCGUGAAUUGCGAUGGUGAAAUAUCACCGAAGGAAGACGGCAAACCAAAUAUCAAAGUCGGAAUUAUUUUACCUGUUUCAACAACUCGAGGAGACGUUCAAUGUGAUGAUCAAUUUCAUCUCGAUGCAUUACAAAACGUGGAAGCUGUAUACUAUGCGCUGGAUUUAAUACAGAAAGACGAUAAACUUUUGCAAAAAUUUAAUUUGACAGUAUAUGUAAUGGAGGAUUGCGACUUUCCUGGCCUAGAAAUGAAAUAUCUUUCAAAAUUAUAUGAUCAAUUAAUGGUGGAUUCGAUAGAUCACGAUAAUGCAACCUUUGGACUCAUUUAUGAAACUGAUUUCACGCAAUUAAAUUUUGAAAAUAUUUUCAAAACGUAUUAUGCCUUCCCUCACAUUAGCUAUUCAGGGCCACCGACCAAAAUGGAUGGCAUGGAUGGCAUUACGCCGGAGUACCCUUAUGAUUUCAUCACUCCAACAUCCGGUCAUAUUUUCAUAGCAGAUGUUAUAUUUGAAAUUUUAAAUCAUUUCGAGUGGAAAUAUGUUGCACUUGCAGUACGUCAUCCUCGAAAAGAAUAUGACAGUAAAGACAAACAUGGAAUGGCCAACUUUUUCAACAGACGCGUUGAGGAAUUAGCUGAGAGCAAUAAUUGGCUUGAUCCACUCAACCCUGAACAAAUAAUGCAAACACAAACUCGUACGAGUAGUAUGGUCGAAGUAAUCAUUUGUUAUUGCCAUCAAGAAGACAUCCAAAAUUUGAAGAACCGAUUACAAAACCAAACUAAAAAAUACGUUGUAAUUGCGGGAAAUAUAGCGCUAAGUUGGACAAAAGAAGUGAAAUGGAAUUCGACUUUAGGAGACCUGCACCUUGUCACGCCAUCGCUUCAAUAUAAUGAAAAUUUCUACCAUUACUACACUUCGUUGUCGGAGAAAAAUGAUACGAAAUAUUCCUAUCUUGAGACGUUCAGGAAAAGAUACUUCGACGAGAAAUUCCGUUCCAAAACUGAUGAUAAGCGCGAAGAAAUGUCUAAUGGUAUGCACAGAGACUUCUAUCAGAAUAAUUCAAAUGCAGCGAUUAACAUCAUCAAAUCACUAUAUGCAAUGACCCAUGUUGUGAAACAAACAUUUGAUUCAGCACAAAUAACCAGAAGGACAGCAGGAAAUGCGCUUCGUGGCAUCAAAUUUGAAUUAUUCAACGAAAAAAUUAGUUUUACUCGGCCUAAUGGUCUACCAAAGAUAGAAAAAUUUGAUGUACACAAAUUUCAAGAAAUACAAAAUGAAACCGGUUAUUUCAUCAAAGUUGCAGAAUAUUUGAAAACCAAUCAUACAGAAUACGAGCAACAAGAAAAUGUGAAUUUACGAAUACAAGGUAAUCUAACCAUAUCGGAUGCGGGUUUCCAAUAUUCAGAUCACUAUCCGAUACAGAGAUGCAGCAAACCAUGUGCAGCCGGAUACUACCGAACAAAUCAUGACAACAAAUGUUGUUGGAAUUGCGAAAAAUGCGGCGAUUUUUCAAUACCACACAAGAAUGGUACUUCGUGUGAAAAAUGUGCAGAAGGUUCAAUGGCGAAUCAAAAUCAUACCGAGUGUAUGCCUUCACCUUUAUCCGUUAUUCUACGAAUACCAACCGAAUGCACCGAUGUUCAGAAUUUAUUAUCCUUCGGACUUUCUUCAUUAUCCAUCAUAUUGACAGCGAUCGUACUAUUGGUGUUUGUCAAAAAUCAAAAUACUCCGGCAGUCAAAUCGACCACCAGAGAACUAUGUUACAUGAUGUUUACGGGAAUUUUUCUGGUUAACACUACAAUCCUCAUUUCGACAACAACCUCUAAUUUUGAAACAUCGGAUGUCAAAGUUCUACCAGCAAUUGGUUUCACAAUGAUAUACGCUGCAUUAUUGGUGAAAACUAAUCGAGUCGCUCGUCUGUUGGUCACGCCUAAACAUAGAUUCGCCAACAUGGACCUCAAAUAUUUGUCACUAAAGGCUCAGAUCAUCAUGACCACGAUGUUGAUUGCAGUAGAAAUAUUAAUAUGCUGGUUUGCGGUGAAAUUCCAAAAUUCAUUAGAACCAGGAAUUGGUGGAAGUAACCUCAACCUGAAACGGUUUUAUCUAGAUGGAGUAUUUUUAAUCAAAAUAUUCGCUUUCGUCGCCCUGUUGAUAUUGCUGUGUACUUAUUACGCGUUCAAAACACGAAAUCUGCCAGAGAAUUUCAACGAGGCCAAGUACAUUGGUUUUGCGAUGUAUGCCACGGUGCUCACAGCAAUAGCUUUCAACACGGUGUACUUUACUAUUGAUGACAAAAAAAUAUUAGCGAUGAACGUAUGCGCUUCGAUUAAUACUCUGAUAAUUCUGAUUUUCUUGUUUACACCGAAAUUGUACAUCAUCUUGUGGAAGCCUGAGAGGAAUACUAGAGUGUACUUUUCACCUGUUACGUCCAGUAUUCGUAGUUAUAUGGGGAAGGAAUCGCGUCCCAAUUCACGCAAACCACUAAAGCAGUGUUACUCGAUUGAAACCUCAGGACCACAAUCCAGCUCUACUGAUGCGGUGGAGAAUGUGAAGGAAAAUGAACGAAAAGCCAUCGAAAAAGUAAUCAAAGAAAUUGACUUUCAGCAGAAAAUAUUAAAUCUAGAUAAAUUGAAGGAGAAAGUCAAGACAGACGAUUUACAACUUGAUGAAAUGAUAGAUGAGAUACAAAAAGCAUAUUUUGAAAAUAUCGAGAAAGUAAAACUGAAGUAUAACGUGGAUGUGAAUCGAGUAGAGCAAAACGAAGUCAAGUAGAAAACAAAAUAUUUUCAAGGCACACGUUCUAAUACUCGAAUCGAACGACUUUGAAGAUGGGGCUUUGUAAAUAGAAACACAAAUUUUUAAAUAAGAACCUAUACCUCAGAUACACCAGGUCAAUUGUGGUACUUUGGUGCAUCUUAUUCUUUUGUUUUCCAAUGUAAUUAGCUGGAAUAAAUUUUUAAUUAACGAGCACUAACGACCAUUUAUUGGCCAUGCAUCCGAAUAAGGCUAGUCAAUUUAUGUCAACAGGAAUGCAAUUCAUACGUGAAAAAGUAUCUAUAGGCACCCAGAUCCUCACAACUUGUUCUAAACGUUUUUAUUAAUUUCGAUCUGUUUUGGUGGGAAAAAGUUAAAAAAGCAAGUGAAUUGAGACCGUGAAGCUUAAAUUUCUUAAAACUUCGAGGCACUAUGGAAACUAAUAUUACCAUAAUUACCUACCUAUUAAUUUUUCU
This is a messenger RNA of Planococcus citri (citrus mealybug), 3773 nucleotides long. Its product is annotated as metabotropic glutamate receptor 1-like. Lineage: Eukaryota; Metazoa; Arthropoda; Insecta; Hemiptera; Pseudococcidae. Gene Ontology annotation, cellular component: plasma membrane. Gene Ontology annotation, biological process: regulation of synaptic transmission, glutamatergic; G protein-coupled glutamate receptor signaling pathway. Gene Ontology annotation, molecular function: adenylate cyclase inhibiting G protein-coupled glutamate receptor activity. The coding region runs from base 442 to 3315 and encodes 957 amino acids. The transcript has 16 exons. The record is from RefSeq and is a predicted model, not a curated record.